AUGGGUAUCAGCAAGGAGCGAGUAACUCACCUCAAAGACAACUGGAAAUGCGUUCUUAUAUGCCUCGCUAUUGCUAUGGCGAAUUGCCAAUAUGGAUUCGACACGGCGACCAUUGCAGGCUUCCAAGCCAUGGUUGGCUUCCUGGAAAUAUUCGGAUACAGAGACCCGACGCGAGAACUUGGCUGGAAUAUCAAGACAAAGCCCCAACAACUGAUCAGCUCGCUAUUGAAUGUGGGUACCAUUGUUGGAGUCUUACUGACAGGCCCCUUUGCGCGACACUUUGGCCGCAAACCUGGCAUUUGGGCCGCCUCCCUCGUAUCAUUCAUUGCCUCUGGAGUCCAACUGGGAACCACCUCACUGAGUGGCCUCUACGCUGGCCGGGUCCUUAUCGGAGCAUCCAAUGGCUUCUUCAUUACAUUUGCCAACGUCUACACGGCCGAAGCCAGCCCGGCCCACUUGAGAGGUUUAAUCGUCUCAUUCUUUGGCGUCUGGGUCAACAUUGGCAGUAUUCUCGGGACGAUCGUGGACAACUAUUCCAAGGAACACCUAAACAAACUCUGCUACCAGAUCCCUCUGGCUACACUGUACGCGAUUCCUUUUUGCUUAAGUGUUCUCAUCGUUUUCGUUCCGGAAUCACCUCGAUGGCUUCUUGUCCAAAACAAACCCGAGCAGGCGAGACAGUCUCUGGUGAGACUUAGGGGUCAAUCCCUCAAGCCAGAGUAUCUAGAGGAAGAAUUCAUCGAGAUGAAGCGAGGAAUCGACGAGGAGAAAGAACUCGCGUCUUCAGGAGCAUUCGUCGACAUGUUUAAAGGAACCGAUCUGCGAAGAUCUCUUCUGUGCUUCGCUGUUAUUCUGUCUCAUUCUUCUUCCGGCGUCUGGCUUGUGAUUGCCUACGGAACAUUCUUCUUCCAGAUGGCUGGUGUCGACGAACCUUUCCAAGCCUCCAUCAUCUCCACCUGCGGCAGUUUUGCAGGAGUCCUGGUCGGACUUUACGCCACUCUGAAACUUCUCGGAAGACGCUCCAUGAUGCUCAUUGGCCACGGCGCUGCGGCCUUAUUCAUGCUCGGAAUCGCCGUCGCGUAUACCGUGGCACCGGAUGAAAAGCCGACCGGAAAAGCCAUCGUCGCGUGCACAUUGCUAUGGGGUUUCUUCUACAAUGGCUUCUCGGGAUCCCUCAGCUGGCCACUUGCCAACGAGCUCGUCAGCUCUAGGCUGAGAGUUCUUUCUAUCGGGGUCGGCACGGCCAUCAAUUACUUCUUCUCCUGGCUCGUGUCUUACACUGCGCCAUACUUUCUCAAUUCCAAAGAACUCGGUUGGGGGCCCAAGUAUGCUUAUAUCUGGGCUGGUUCAAAUUUCCUUACUUUCUUUUUCUUCCUGUUCUUCCUUCCCGAGAUGAAAGGGCGAACUCUUGAAGAAAUCGACGAAUUGUUCCAGAAUCGCGUCUCCGUUCGCAAUUUCCCCAAGUACGAGUGUAUCUCUUCAAGCAGGGCUAGGGAGAUCGCCGUCAAGGAAGUCCAUGCCAAUGAAACAUCUACGGAGAAGACGGCAAUUGCUGAGCAUUCUGAGGAGAUCAAGGUGUGA
This is a messenger RNA of Rhinocladiella mackenziei CBS 650.93, 1581 nucleotides long. RefSeq lists its product as uncharacterized. Gene Ontology annotation, cellular component: membrane. Gene Ontology annotation, biological process: carbohydrate transport; transmembrane transport. NCBI's taxonomy places the organism in Eukaryota, Fungi, Ascomycota, Eurotiomycetes, Chaetothyriales, Herpotrichiellaceae. Gene Ontology annotation, molecular function: carbohydrate:proton symporter activity. The transcript is spliced from 5 exons. The coding region runs from base 1 to 1581 and encodes 526 amino acids. The record is from RefSeq and is a predicted model, not a curated record.